This is a messenger RNA of Adineta steineri, 486 nucleotides long. The record is from the annotation of a GenBank genome assembly. NCBI's taxonomy places the organism in Eukaryota, Metazoa, Rotifera, Eurotatoria, Adinetida, Adinetidae.
AUGUUAUCCGAUACUACAAAUACUCAAUCAGACAAUUCUGUAUCGGCGUCAAGUAUUUAUGAUUUUAAUGAUGAAUCUAGUCCAUCUCAUCGUCAUCGAUCUCGGCAACGUCAUUUUUCAACACUUAAUACUAUUCGUCGACAUAAAAAUGAAUUGAAACGUAGAAAUGCCUUUAUUCAAGCUUGUGCAAAUGAUAAACAAAUGAAAGUUAUAAUCGAACCUUUAGAAGAUAUUCAAAGUUUUGUCGAUGGAAAAUAUCAUUCACAAACUCCAGAGGAACAAGCAAAACUAAAACAAACAGAAUUACAGAGAAAAAUCUAUAAUAAUAAACAAGCACCAUUAAUACCAUUCAUUAUGGAUGAUCAAUUUCAGUCUUUAAUGGAAAUAGCAUUAUCAUCACAACAAAAUGAUUUAGUAUGUGAUAUCAUGACAUUAUUAGAUAGUAUGGAAGAAUAUUAUUCUUCUUCAGAACAGUUGGAUAGUUAA